Oreochromis niloticus (Nile tilapia) is the source of this 2000-nucleotide messenger RNA. RefSeq names its product diamine acetyltransferase 2. The transcript is spliced from 7 exons. Lineage: Eukaryota; Metazoa; Chordata; Actinopteri; Cichliformes; Cichlidae. Bases 99 to 608 code for a protein of 169 amino acids. The record is from RefSeq and is a predicted model, not a curated record. Gene Ontology annotation, molecular function: N-acetyltransferase activity.
AAACGGAUGCCAACUGCUCUUAAAUCCCAAAGAAGAAGAAGAAGAAGGAAACGCGGCUGUCCAGCUCUGCGAUCACGAUCUCAUCACAUCCACUCAGCAUGGACUUCUCAAUCCGUGCAGCCAACCUGGACGACUGCAAGGACAUCGCGCGCAUGAUCAUGGAGCUGGCAGAAUAUGAGAAAGUGUCAGACCAUGUGAAAGUCACCCAGAAAGACUUGGAGCAGGAUGGCUUUUCCAAGAACCCGUUCUUUCAUGGGAUCAUCGCUGAGGUGCCAGAACAGCACAAAACCAAAGAAGGCCACACAAAGAUCGGCUAUGCACUUUACUUCUAUUCCUACAGCUCCUGGUCAGGCAGAGCCAUUUAUAUGGAGGACUUGUACGUGAUGCCUGAGUUCAGAGGGAAAGGCGUUGGUAAAGCACUAAUGAGCAAGGUGGCACAGCUGGGUCUGGCUGCUGGUUGCCACCAGCUCAACUUCACCGUCCUGAACUGGAACAAACCAUCGAUGGACUUCUACCUCAGCCAGGGCUGCUUCGAUGUCACUGCUACAAUGGACUACCACUGCAUGCGCUGUGAGGGGGAGGCGCUGAAGCACCUGGCUCAACUUUAACCCAACCCCCAACUUUGUGACCUCUGCAGUGAUGAGAUCAACAGAUAAUUAUUUUUCAAGGCAGGGAGCUGAAGGACGCUCACUGUCUCAGUGAUUAUGGAAUCCAACAUGGGUCCAUUGUACAAGUAUCUCUAACACAGGAGAAGGGCUACCUGAGAAAGGUGACAAAAAAACGGAGUGUGGAAUGGAAGAGCUGUCUAACUUUUAAAUUAUUUGAACAACACAGCAGAACAGCAUCUCAGUGACCCCAGCGCCCAGUGUGCUCAGUGCUGUGUUCAAAAUUUUUCAGAAGGAAUUUCAGGAGAAAGGUCUGUCAUUUAAAAAGAUGUAAUUUGCUUUGGCAGUUGAAAUUACAAGUUUACACAGCGCUGUGGACCUCUGUGUGAACCAGCAGCAUGCUUCACAAAAUCACUGAAUCAGGUGGUACAGGUUUUAUACUACGACAAUAACAAAGAUUAUAGUGGCCAUCUGGCUCCCACACGGACGUGGCAGUCUUGCUUUCUCCCUGCGAAUCUUCCCCGUCCAUAUCUGUGACCUCGUCUGGUAUCUGCUCCCUCCUCUGUAAGAGACACACAAGGAAAACACCUCCCUGCCUAGCCUUGAUAAUCUAAUGUCAUAAUACAUUGUUCCUCUACUGAUUCUAAGUCCAGGUUCAGGACAUCAUGUUCGGGACGCUCUAACCCAGAGACUUAUUCUAACUAUUAUCUGUGUGUAAGCUUGUUUGCAAUCAACCCUCUGCACUCUACGUCUUUAUUAUGAAUUGUAGUUUCUAUAAAUUAGCAGUUGCAAUGCUACUUUUAAACUAGUUCAGCUAGGCAGACAGCACACGGUGUGAAGAGCCUGUUACACUUUCAGCACUGGCAGCAGUAAAACUUUAAACUCUUUGAAGGGUUUAAAUGCAAAUAUAAAAUUUUAAUUUUUUAAGUCCUAUAUACAAGAAAGAGUGACCUUUGACAGAGGUCACUCUUUCGGGGAUGCCAAUGUUCACAUUUUGGACAGAGGACAGAUGGUUUGUUAAGAGAUUUUUACAUUUACUUACUUUGAUAACUUUUAUUUUGCUUAAGUAUAAUUUCUUGUGAGAACAUGAUGUGCCUGCAACCUACAGAUUAAGGAACAGAAGCAUGCGUGAGGAAGUUACAAAGUAACACACUCUCAGGCAGAGACAGUUCCAACCUGAAGCUGAUAUGACAAAAGAUACUAGUUCCUCUUGUCUUAUGGAUAACAGCCACUCAUGCGAUAACCAUAUCUAGAGAUGUUUUUCUAUUACGUAUGCUCCACCUAGAGAUGCUGUGUAAGCUAUUCUCUGCUAUAAAAUAAAGAACGGACUGAGGCUCUGCGCGACUUGCCUGUGUCUUGCCACGCAGUAAGCCUCGCCCAUGUACAUGCCAUAAA